AUAAAUAGAGUCUUCAAGAUCCACUCAGGCACAACGAUCUAGGUCUCAGAAGCCUCAGCAGGAGUUCUGGACCAACUAUCGCAGAGGAACCAUGAAGUUUCUGGCAGCUAUCUGUCUGCUCGCCACAAGCGCGAGCGCACAGGUUGGGUAUUCAGGGAUCGUUAGUCCUGAUGGAAACAACGUCCAGUUCACACACGACUUUGCCCACGGCAUUGUGCUUAUUGGACCUUCUGGCAUCGUGACAAAGGAUGGUAAUAACCUCCAGCUGACUGGAGGCCAGGCUGCCCUCCAUGCUGCCUCUCCACCAGCACCUCAGCCCGUGUCUCAGCUUGUCCUGACCCGCAGCGUCGUUGGUCCCUCAGGAAUCGUGAGUCCUGCCGGAAAUGUUCAGUUCACUCAAGAGAUGGUUGACGACAACGUGCUGGUUGGUCCCUCCGGCAUUGUGACCAAGAGUGGCAAAAACAUCCAGUUCAACGACCAAGGGCUUCCUCGCACCAAGCGUAGUGCCGGCUACGUCUUGCCCAAGGGCAACAUUGGUUAUUCUGGCAUCGUUAGAACUGACGGCACCUUUGAACAAUUCAGCCACGACUUCGCCCACAAUAUCUUGCUUCUGGGACCUUCUGGCAUCGUGACCAAGGACGGUAAGAACAUUCAGCUGACCUCCAAUCUCCAUAGAGUCAAGCGUUCCCUGGUUGGUCCCUCUGGCAUGAUCCUUGAUGACGGCACUCCAGUGCAAUUCAAGACUCCCUUCACCACUAUCUUGCUGGAUGGUCCCUCUGGACUGGUGUUCAGCGAUGGUACUCUGGUGCAGAAGCGUCCCAAGCGCAGUCUCGUUGGUCCCUCUGGCAUGAUCACCGCUGACGGCACCCCUAUCCAGUUCCCUGCCCACGCUGAGGCCGUUGUCACUGGCCCAUCCGGCAUCGUCUUCUCCAACGGACAGAACGUUCAGUUUUCUUAGGCAAACCACCGCAUAUGUAACAGGACUCUAGUCUAUAUUUUUCAUGUGGCCAACAUUUCUGCAUUUCUGACAGACUCUAUGUAUUCAUCACGAUGUACAGAUUAAAGAUUUUUUAAAGAUACGAAUAAAGAUAACUGAAACGGC
This is a messenger RNA of Portunus trituberculatus (swimming crab), 1102 nucleotides long. RefSeq lists its product as uncharacterized. Gene Ontology annotation, molecular function: structural constituent of cuticle. The transcript is spliced from 2 exons. NCBI's taxonomy places the organism in Eukaryota, Metazoa, Arthropoda, Malacostraca, Decapoda, Portunidae. The coding region runs from base 92 to 958 and encodes 288 amino acids. The record is from RefSeq and is a predicted model, not a curated record.